GGAUCGCCAACAACAACCCAACGCUGGGCAUUUUCUCCCUAUUGUGUCGAGUCGCCUGAACCCCCGGUUUCUUCUCUCUUCAGAUGCAGACAAUAUCCAUCUCAUGAUAGCCUGCCACCGACACUCUUUCCACCCACCAUGGUCAUUCGCAUCCUCAACUCCAGCCUGAUCUUCGACCGGCGCGUGGUCACCGCCAUCGCUGGCGCCGCGAUCCUCCUCUUCACCUUCACUUUCCUCUACUCGCCCGAUCUGCGACCGAGCGCAGACUGGAUACCGCCGCUGACGUCCAAGCCUCCGCCCUAUUUCUCCGCUCCGCCCAAAAAUGCACAAGACCCCAACAUCAUCGAGCUCGACUACCUGCGCAUCAAGCCCAAUGUCACAGAUAAGGUGCGGACUUACUGGAACAUCCCGUAUGCGGCGAGCGCGGCGGGGAAGAACAGGUUCCGUGGCCCGCAGCCGCUGAACAGGACGUAUGGCGUUGGUAGGGGAGAGAAGCCGCUGGUUUGGAGUGGGGAGUUGGGCAUGUGCCCUGGCAUACAGAAGAUUGAUGCAAAUUCGAGGAACAAGAAUGAUAUUGCAGGGGAAGAUGUUCUGGGGAUUAAUACACGCUCUACAGAGGACUGUCUGAGUUUGAAUGUCUUCACGCCGAUUGAUGCUGAGGCGGGAGAUGAUCUGCCGGUGCUGGUUAAUAUCCCUGGUGGUGGGUUCCACCUACCCGGGCGCAGUAAUGGAGGUGAGAUGGUGGAGAAGAGCCGGAGAGAAAAAGGCGUGAAUGGGAAGCUGGACAAGGGCAUUGUGGUUGUGACGAUGUACUACCGCAACGGCAUUUACGGGUUUCUGUCCGGGAAGGAAAUUGCAAAGGAUGGAGAUUACAACAAUGCGCUUAGGGAUCAGAGAGCCACGCUGGAGUGGAUCCAGAAGUACAUUCGCUACUUUGGCGGCAAUCCAGACCACGUCGUCUUGAUGGGCACGAGUGCGGGCGGCGCAUCGGUGCUCCUGCAACUCACCGCCAACGAGGGAGACAACCACGCCCCCAUCCCCGGCACAGGACGGAAACCCCUCUUCCACGGCGCCAUCGCGCAGAGUCCUGCCAGCCCGACAUUCUUCACCCCCGCUCAGGCUGAGAAGUUCUGGAACGAGGUCGCAGAUGGGUUGAACUGCACGGAUAUUGCUUGCGUGCGCGAUGCCAGCCCAGGAGAUCUCUACUACGAAAACUACCCCAUGAACUUCCCCGACCGCAACACGCCUCCCCGCUGGAUGUGGGCGCCCACCACGGAGCCCGAGGGCGGCAUGUGGACAGAACCUGCGCCCGCCGCCAUCAUGAACGGGCGCUAUGCCAAAGUACCCACCAUCAUCGGCUUCACGUCCAACGAGGGCACAGAUCAAGUCAAGAAGACGACAGAUACGCUGCAGGAGUUCAAAGACUACCUACAAAACCACUACCCGCUGCUCACAAACGACGACCUGAACCUGCUCGCGAAAACCUACCCCAACGACCGCCACUGGCCAGACAGCGGCCAAUUCUGGGACGCCGUAGCAAAAGCCCAAGGCGACAUCCGCUACAUCUGCCCGACAUACCUCGCCUCCACCGCCAUGGCCACGCACAACCCCGCCAACGUACCCACAUACCAGUACCAAUGGGACGUAAUGUGGGGCGUCGACAUCGAAAACGGCUUCGGCACCAAGCACGCCGGCACCGUCGGCCAAGUCAUGGUGCGCCGCCAGAACGAGAUCAGCGACUACUUCAUCAGCUUCGUCAAGUUCCUCGACCCAAAUGUCGAGCGCACCAAGGGCAUUGCGAAGUGGGACGCGCUGGACGAGAGCGGGAGGAGGCUGUUCUUUACGAAUCUGAAGGAGGGCGCGAAGAGGGGCGAUGGUACGAAUAUGCUUGGCCCUAUGCGUGUUGAUAUGCGGGCGAGGGAUCAGGCGAGGGCGAGGAGUUGUGAGGUUGUUAGGGGGUUGAUGGGGAGGCUGCAGAUGGAGCGGGGGGAGGCGGUGAGGCUGGAUUGAGUGUGUGGAUGCGGACGCGGACUUGGCUUUUGACUGCUGGGUUUGGGGGUUAAGCUUUCUGGAUUAAUGUGUUGGAUUGGUUGUGGGUGUGCUUUUUGGCGUUUGGGGAUUCUGCAUAGACGUUCGGGUUGUAACGGGGUACAGAUGAGCAGGUUUGGAGAUUGUGGACAUAUACAUAUAUGUAUAUGCUCGGCCUGUUGGACGGCCUCGAUGCGCUACGUAGUCGUUGUGCUCAGCUGGAAGGUAUAGUGGAACUAUCUAGACAUUGGAUUACUGUGCGUCGAAGCAUACUCUGUGAGUAGAAGUUCAACGUGCCAGCUAUCGCGCCUGCCCGUUCGAUUAAGUUGUUUGACAUUGCCGUGAAG
This is a messenger RNA of Dothidotthia symphoricarpi CBS 119687, 2375 nucleotides long. RefSeq names its product lipase 1 precursor. The record is from RefSeq and is a predicted model, not a curated record. NCBI's taxonomy places the organism in Eukaryota, Fungi, Ascomycota, Dothideomycetes, Pleosporales, Dothidotthiaceae. Bases 139 to 2010 code for a protein of 623 amino acids. The transcript has a single exon.